Molecule: messenger RNA, 579 nt
Organism: Racocetra fulgida
Lineage: Eukaryota; Fungi; Glomeromycota; Glomeromycetes; Diversisporales; Gigasporaceae
Source: the annotation of a GenBank genome assembly
AUGUUGCCAACUCCAAAAGAAUUUGCGGAUGCUGUCUUUGGUCAUGAACGAGUAUCUCUUCUUGAUGGAGGGCUACCUAAAUGGUUAGAAGAAGGUAGGCCGGUUGAGAGUGGUCCAAUCGACAUUGUUCAAAAAUCGUACAAAGUUCCAACAUUAAAUACAGCACUUGUGAGGCAUUAUAAUGAUAUCAGGAAAAAUAUUGACAAUGGUAAUGAUUCUCUAAAUUUUGAACAAGUUCUGGACGCUAGGCCUGAACCACGUUUCACUGGGGAUGCAUCCGAACCAAGGCCUGGACUCCCUAGUGGGCACAUGCCAUAUUCUAUCUCAGUACCAUUCAAUUCAAUCAUUGAUCCAAAUACCAACAAAACAUUGUUGAAUGAUGAUGAAUUGAAGAAACUCUUUAAAUCAAAGAAUGUCGACUUAGAAAAACCUAUUGUAUUAAGCUGUGGUAGUGGUGUCACUGCCACGAUGCUUUAUACUGCUUUGGAAAAAAUUGGUGCCAAAAAACUUGCAGUCUAUGAUGGAAGUUGGACCGAAUAUGCUGGUAAGGAAGGGUCUCCUAUUGUUGGUAGAAAAUGA